AUGUUCAACUUCGGCCUCUUCACUCCGAAGACCUGGACCGCUGAGCGCUUCCCACGGCUGGUCAUUCUUCACGCAGCCCCGUUGCCAAGUGAGCCACGGAUCAGGAGGAGCUUCAACUUCAACAAGCUCAGGGCCAUCUUGAUGGCAAGGGUCUUGACCGGUGUUGAAGUUGACGUUGACCAGUUCGUCGCGCCAGGAGCUGACCGAUUGUUCAGCUUGACGACAAAGUGGGUCAACAAGGAGUACGCAUUCCCAUUGAUGCCUGCGCAUUUCCUGGACUGGAGCAUCAAGGACCAGCCAGCCGCACCGUGGUGGCCGAGGUACUGUCCCGAUCCAGACAAGCCUUGCCCGAUGCAGACUAUGCGGUGGUGUCAUGCGCAUCCGACCUGGACGCAUUGGGCUUUGCCUUUCUUCGGCAAAUGGGUCCGCCGGCACUUUCGUGAUGAGCGCUUGCCGAACGUGACCGUCAAGAACUUUCAUGCAGCAGGGCUGAGAGUCGGAGACAUCAAUGAGGACGAGGACCUGCUGAACGUCGGCCUUUGGGAGGAGCGAGCAGCGAAACAAUGGUGCAAAUUUGACGUACCGGCCACCGUUGAAUUUGACUCCUUACUGUCGUGGAUCCCGAGCAAGGGCAAUCGCUGUUCGAAUGGGAUUGGAUGCUCAACAGCCGGUUAG
Symbiodinium natans is the source of this 675-nucleotide messenger RNA. Lineage: Eukaryota; Dinophyceae; Suessiales; Symbiodiniaceae. The record is from the annotation of a GenBank genome assembly.